This is a messenger RNA of Zingiber officinale, 1172 nucleotides long. Its product is annotated as zinc finger protein CONSTANS-LIKE 3-like. The coding region runs from base 58 to 1014 and encodes 318 amino acids. The transcript has 2 exons. Gene Ontology annotation, cellular component: nucleus. Gene Ontology annotation, molecular function: protein binding; zinc ion binding. Gene Ontology annotation, biological process: regulation of flower development; regulation of photoperiodism, flowering. The record is from RefSeq and is a predicted model, not a curated record. Lineage: Eukaryota; Viridiplantae; Streptophyta; Magnoliopsida; Zingiberales; Zingiberaceae.
ACAUGGGAUGUACAUUGAGAGGCGGAGAAAGGAAGGAGAAGAGACGAAGUGAAGGCGAUGGCGAGCGCGGCGAAGGAGGGGAGCGGCGGUGUCGCCCUGGCGGCGGCGAAGUUCUGCGACUCCUGUGGCGCCUCGCCGGCCGUGCUCCACUGCCGAGCCGACGCCGCGUUUCUCUGCGGCGCCUGCGACGGGCGCGUGCACGGCGCCAACGGCCUCGCCUCCCGCCACGAGCGCGCGUGGCUCUGCCAGGUGUGCGAUCGAGCGCCCGCCGCCGUAGUGUGCAAGGCCGACGCCGCCGCCCUCUGCGUCGCCUGCGACGCCGACAUCCACGCCGCCAACCCUCUCGCUCGCCGCCACCACCGCGUUCCCCUGCCGCCGUUCGUCGGCACCGCGCCCGCCGCCGCCGCCUCUGUCAGCUCCACGCUCCAGGAAGACACCGCCGCCGGCCACUCGCUCCUCCACCAGGAAGCGCUGCCGCCGCGGUUCUUCUUCUCCGACGCCGAUGCCUACCUGGACCUCGACUACGCCGACGAGCCGAAGGCCUCUGUCGACGAGGAAGCGGGUCCGGCCGCGUGCCUCCUGUCGCCCACCGGCGUCGGUGGUUGGCGUUUGGAUCUCAACGCGAUCGUAUCCAAACCCGAACCGGAUCUUUCCUUUUGUCACAGCGAGUCGUCGGAGACGGCGGUGGUGCCGGAGGUGUCGCAGGCGGCGACAUCCGCGGGGCAUCCAGAUAUUCCCUCGCACAAUAACUGGGAUCCGGCGGCGGCUCGGGCGGAGCGGGAAGCGAGGCUGAUGCGGUACCGGGAGAAGAGGAAGAGCCGACGGUUCGAGAAGACGAUACGGUACGCGUCGAGGAAGGCCUACGCGGAGGCCCGGCCGAGGGUGAAGGGGCGGUUCGUUAAGCUAACGGAGGCGGAGAUCUACUCGGGGGCGGCGGAGGCGGUGGCCGCGCUCAUGGCCGACGAUGACUACGGCGUCGUGCCGUCGUAUUGGAAUUUGAAGCCAUACGCGUAGAUUAAUUAAUCAAACUAUAAGGUCUGAAAUAGAUGUUUGCAUAUUAUAAAUUGUGAACGAAAUGCCGUACGUUGAGGGAGGAAGCUACUCAGUUUAUUACUUUAGUUCCAUGAAAACAUUUAAUUAUCUCAUAUAAUUUCUGUUACUAGAGCUGUAAA